AAGAGUGAAAGCUGUCUGGAGAGUUCUUUGUGUACAUCUCCGCAAGUUAAAGGUGCGUAGAGAGUCCAGGAAACCUUUGAAAUGUUUCCAUUUUAGUUGCUGUCUUGAAUUAUUAUAGAAGGAAACACUGAACUUUGAAAAAAUGUUGGAAACCAUAGACAAAAAUCGGGCCCUACAAGCAGCAGAGCGCUUGCAAGCCAAGCUCCGAGAACGUGGGGAUAUAGCAAAUGAAGACAAACUAAGCCUUCUAAAGUCAGUGCUGCAGAGCCCACUCUUCAGUCAGAUUCUGAGUCUGCAGGCCUCUGUACAGCAGUUGAAAGAUCAGGUAAACCCUGCAACUUCAGCAACUUCCAGCGUGGAGUAUGCCCAUACUCCUCAUCUCAGCUCCUCAGUGAUUUCUGCUUUGCAAAAUGAAUCGUCUCUAUUAUCCUCAAAUAAUGGGAAUCAAGAGGCACUUACAGAACCUGGUACUCCGUACAUCAAUGGGAAACCUAUUUGUGAUGAAUUUGAUCAGUUGAUCAAAAAUAUGGCUCAGGGUCGUCAUAUAGAAGCUUUUGAGCUCCUCAAACCUUCAUGUGGAAGCCUUGGGUUUAGUGUUGUGGGGCUCAGGAGUGAGAACAGGGGAGAGCUGGGAAUAUUUGUGCAAGAGAUACAAGAGGGCAGUGUGGCUCACAGAGAUGGGAGACUGAAGGAGACAGAUCAGAUCCUUGCUAUCAACGGACAGGCACUGGAUCAGACAGUGACACGUCAGCAGGCUGUCAGCAUCCUGCAGAAGGCCAAGGAGACUGUCCAGCUGGUUGUUGCCAGGGGCGCCCUGUCACGGGUCGCCAGCCCUCGUGCCUCCCGUUCUCCAUCUGCAGCCAGCACAGUUUCAGCUCAUUCUAAUCCGGUUCCCUGGCAGCAUGUAGAAACCAUUGAAUUGGUGAAUGAUGGAUCUGGUCUGGGCUUUGGCAUCAUAGGAGGGAAGGCGACUGGGGUGGUUGUCAGAACCAUUCUGCCUGGAGGAGUAGCUGACCAGCAUGGACGCUUACGCAGUGGAGACCAUAUUUUAAAGAUUGGCGACACUGAUCUGGCAGGAAUGAGCAGCGAGCAAGUAGCGCAAGUCCUUAGGCAGUGUGGAAAUAGGGUUCGACUGAUGAUUGCAAGAGGGGCCACUGAGGAAGCUGCCACGCCCACCUCUCUAGGCAUUGCCCUUCCCUCCUCCUCUUCCACACUAGAGAUGCGGGUUGAUGCUUCUACUCAGAAAAGCGAGGAAAGUGAGACAUUUGAUGUAGAACUCACUAAAAAUGUUCAAGGAUUAGGAAUUACUAUUGCUGGUUAUAUUGGAGAUAAGAAAUUAGAACCAUCAGGAAUUUUUGUAAAGAGCAUUACAAAAAGCAGCGCUGUUGAACACGAUGGAAGAAUCCAAAUUGGAGACCAAAUUAUAGCAGUAGAUGGCACCAACCUCCAAGGCUUUACCAAUCAACAAGCAGUAGAGGUACUGCGACACACGGGACAGACUGUGCACCUGACACUGAUGAGGCGGGGAGUGACGCAGGAGACAGAGCUCCUGUCGAGGCAGGAAGUCACAGAGGAUGCGAAUGAGUCUCCAGUGAAUGCCAGCAUGAGCAAAGAAAAUUGUGAGAAAGAUGAAGAUUCUUCAUCUUUGAGGAGAAAUGUCAGCAUAUUACCAAUUGAAGAAGAAGGGUGCCCGUUACUCUCAGACGAGGGAGAGGAAAGAGAAGACACAAAAAAGCAAGAAACCGCCCUGCUGCUGACAAAGUGGCAGGGGCUCCUGGGCAUUAACUACGAAGUAGUGGUGGCUCAUGUGAGCAAGUUUAGUGAGAACAGUGGAUUGGGCAUAAGUCUGGAAGCAACAGUGGGACAUCACUUCAUCCGAUCUGUUCUACCAGAAGGUCCUGUUGGACACAGUGGGAAACUCUUCAGUGGAGAUGAGCUUUUGGAAGUGAAUGGCAUAACUUUGCUUGGGGAAAAUCAUGCAGAUGUGGUCAAUAUAUUGAAAGAAUUGCCAAUAGAGGUGACAAUGGUGUGCUGUCGUCGAACUGUGCCUCCGACCUCCCAGUCAGAAUUGGACAGCCUGGACCUGAGUGACAUUGAGCUAGCAGAAAAGCCUCAUGUCAAUCUAGGUGAGCUCAUCGGGUCCUCAGAGACAGAAGACCCAGUGCUGGCGAUGGCUGACACGAUUCAGAAUGUAGAGGAAGUUCAGGCUCCCCUGGCCAUGUGGGAGGCUGCCAUUCAGCACGUAGAACUGGAGAAAGGGAGCAGAGGACUUGGCUUUAGCAUUUUAGAUUACCAGGACCCCGCUGAUCCCACAAGCACUGUGAUUGUAAUCCGGUCUUUGGUGCCUGGUGGCGUUGCUGAGAAGGACGGACAGCUUCUUCCUGGAGACCGCCUCAUGUUUGUCAAUGACAUUAGCCUGGAACACAGCAGUCUACAAGAGGCAGUGGACGCGCUGAAGGGAGCGGCGCUGGGACCUGUGAGGGUUGGAGUGGCCAAGCCUUUACCUCUGUCACCAGAAGAAGGCUAUGUUUCUGCGAAGGAGGGCUCCUUUCUCUCCCCGCCACUCUCCUGUGAGGAGCAAGGUCUGCCUGCCACAGUCCUCCGCGGGCCUGACUUGGCUCUGGUAGAUGCACAUGAUGCUGGAAUAGCAGAUGAGUCCACAUUUGAGUCACAGUACUCCCUUGAUAACGACAGUCUCUACUCCACCCAAGCCUCUGUCUUGUCUUUCCAUGGCAGUGCCUGCAGUGAGGCCCUCAAUUACGGCCCCUCCCUUCCAUCAUCUCCACCCCAGGAUGUUGAUGAAAAUUCUUCUGAUCUAGUACAUGAUCUGCACAUGUCCUUAGAAGAACUGUAUGCCCAAAGCCUCCUGCAUAGGCAGAAUGAGACUCCGUCUUCAGCAGACAUGAGUAUGGGGUCUACUUCUGGGUUUGCUGUCAGUGAUUACACGCCUGCAGAUCCUGUUGGACAGUGUGCACACGGAAAUGCCGUGCCUUGGGCUGACUCUCGGCCACCACGUGAAGUUGUAGCAAGCGCAGAACUUACUUUUCCUGUGCUCCCUGAUUCAACUGGAAAGGGCUCUGAGUGCCUAAUUGAACAGAGCUCUCUGGCCUCAAAUGAUGAGUUUGUCAUGCUUGAAAAUAUGUCCAAGGAAUCUUUUGAGAGGACUAUUACUAUAGCAAAAGGCAAUUCUAGCCUAGGGAUGACGGUCAGUGCUAAUAAAGAUGGCUUGGGAAUGAUUGUUCGGAGCAUCAUUCAUGGAGGGGCCAUUAGUCGAGACGGCCGGAUUGCCGUUGGGGACUGCAUCUUGUCCAUUAACGAGGAGUCUACUGUCAGUUUAACCAGUGCGCAGGCACGAGCCAUGUUGAGAAGACAUUCUCUUAUUGGGCCCGACAUAAAAAUUAGUUAUGUGCCUGCAGAGCACUUGGAGGAAUUCAGAAUAGGCUUGGGGCAAGAACCUGGAGGAAUAAUGGCACUGGAUAUUUUUUCUUCCUAUGCUAGCAGAGACAUUCCAGAACUACCAGAACGAGAAGAGGGAGAAGGAGAAGAAAGUGAACUUCAGAAUGCAGCGUACAGCAAUUGGAAUCAGCCCAGGAGGGUUGAACUUUGGAGAGAACCAAGCAAAUCCUUGGGGAUCAGCAUUGUUGGUGGACGAGGGAUGGGGAGUCGUCUAAGCAAUGGUGAAGUGAUGAGGGGCAUUUUCAUCAAACAUGUUCUCGAGGAUAGUCCUGCUGGGAAAAAUGGAACCUUGAAGCCUGGAGACAGAAUAGUAGAGGUGGAUGGAAUGGACCUCAGAGAUGCAAGCCAUGAACAAGCUGUGGAAGCCAUUCGGAAAGCAGGCAACCCUGUAGUCUUUAUGGUACAGAGCAUUAUAAACAGACCAAGGAAAUUCCCUUUGCCUUCCUUGCCGUACAGCCUUUGCCCUAAGUACAACUUCAGCAGCACUAACCCAUUUGCUGACUCUCUUCAGUUCACCGCUGACAAGGCACCCAGGCUCGUGGAGCCAGAGGCAGGGCAGGCCCCGCUGUGCGAUGCGCUUCAGCCCUCUUCUUCAGCACUUGGAGAAGCAGGCAGCGAUCAUGCUCAGUCAUGUGCAAGUAGCGCCUUGGAGGAUGUGGACAAAGAGGACGAGUUUGGUUACACCUGGAAAAAUAUCAGAGAGCGUUAUGGAACCCUAACAGGCAAGCUCCACGUGAUUGAGCUGGAGAAGGGACACAGUGGUUUGGGCCUGAGUCUUGCUGGGAACAAAGACCGAACCCGAAUGAGUGUCUUUAUAGUGGGAAUUGAUCCAAAUGGAGCAGCAGGAAAGGAUGGCCGAUUGCAGGUUGCCGAUGAACUUCUAGAGAUCAAUGGUCAGAUUUUAUAUGGAAGAAGUCAUCAGAAUGCCUCAUCAAUUAUCAAAUGUGCCCCUUCUAAAGUAAAAAUCAUUUUCAUUAGAAAUAAAGAUGCAGUGAAUCAAAUGGCUGUAUGUCCCGGAAAUACAGUAGAACCUUUGCCUUCCACUUCAGACAAUCUUCAAAAUGAGGUAGAGCCAAGUGCUGCUGCUUCUGGUGCAGCUGUCAGCCUCAGUUCAUUUACCGCUGUGCACCAUCUGGAGCUUCCCAAGGACCAAGGGGCUUUGGGCAUUGCUGUCAGUGAGGAAGACACGCUCAAUGGAGUCGUCGUACAGAGUUUAGCAGAGAGUGGGGUGGCAGCCAGGGAUGGACGCCUCAAAGUUGGAGAUCAGAUCUUAGCUGUCGAUGAUGAAGUUGUUAUUGGCUGUCCCAUUGAAAAGUUUAUUAGCCUGCUGAAGACAGCAAAGACAACAGUAAAACUGACCAUUCAUGCUGAGAUUCCAGAUUCCCAGACUUCUCCUUCAGCAGCUGGUGCAGCCAGUGGAGAAAAAAUGAACAGCUCACAGUUGCCAGUGGUCCCACACUCUGGCUCCCCUGAGUUGGAACCAGAGUCCAUCCGAAGUACAAGCAGGUCUUCAACACCGGCAAUCUUUGCUUCUGAUCCUGCAACUUGCCCCAUUAUCCCUGGCUGUGAAACAACCAUUGAGAUUUCCAAGGGGCGCACAGGGCUGGGCCUCAGCAUUGUGGGAGGGUCAGACACACUGCUGGGUGCUAUUAUCAUCCAUGAAGUUUAUGAGGAAGGAGCAGCAUGUAAAGAUGGAAGACUCUGGGCUGGAGACCAGAUUUUAGAGGUGAAUGGAAUUGACUUGAGAAAGGCCACCCAUGAUGAGGCAAUCAAUGUCCUGAGACAGACGCCCCAGAGAGUGCACCUGACGCUCUACCGAGACGAGGCUCCCUACAAGGAGGAGGAUAUGUGCGAUGCCCUCACUGUUGAGCUGCAGAAAAAGCCAGGAAAAGGCCUCGGGUUGAGCAUUGUUGGUAAAAGAAACGACACUGGAGUAUUUGUGUCAGAUAUUGUUAAAGGAGGAAUUGCAGAUGCUGAUGGCAGGCUGAUGCAGGGAGACCAGAUAUUGACAGUGAAUGGAGAAGAUGUCCGUGACGCCACCCAGGAAGCUGUUGCUGCUUUGCUAAAGUGUUCCCUAGGCACAGUGACCUUGGAAGUGGGAAGAAUCAAAGCUGGUCCGUUUCACUCCGAGAGGAGGCCUUCUCAAAGCAGCCAGGUGAGUGAAGGCAGCCUGUCAUCUUUCACUCUUCCACUUUCUGGAACAAGUACAUCUGAGUCACAGGAAUAUAGCUCAAAGAGGAAUGCCUUAGCAUCUGAAAUACAGGGAUUAAGAACAGUUGAAAUAAAAAAGGGGCCUGCUGACUCACUGGGAAUCAGCAUUGCAGGAGGAAUGGGCAGCCCGCUCGGUGAUGUGCCCAUAUUUAUUGCAAUGAUGCACCCAAAUGGCGUUGCCGCACAGACCCAGAAACUCAGAGUUGGAGAUCGGAUUGUCACUAUAUGUGGCUCCUCAACUGAGGGGAUGACUCACACUCAAGCAGUGAACUUACUGAAAAAUGCCUCUGGCUCCAUUGAAAUGCAGGUGGUGGCCGGAGGAGAUGUGAGCGUGGUCACAGGUCAUCAGCAGGAGCAUGCUGGGGCUGCUCUUCCUUUCACUGCGCUGACAUCAGGCGCUGUAUUCCAGGAGGAUUUGGGACCUCCUCAGUGUAAGUCUGUUACGUUAGAACGAGGGCCAGAUGGCUUAGGCUUCAGCAUAGUGGGAGGACAUGGCAGCCCUCAUGGAGACUUACCCAUUUACGUUAAGACGGUAUUUGCAAAGGGAGCAGCAUCAGAAGAUGGGCGUCUGAAACGGGGUGAUCAGAUCAUCGCCGUCAAUGGACAGAGUCUGGAAGGGGUCACCCAUGAAGACGCUGUUGCGAUCCUUAAGCGAACCAAGGGCACUGUCACCUUGAUGGUUCUGUCUUGACUCAGCAGCCAGAGCUCAAGCAACUCAACCCCACGCUUCCCUCACACGCUGUCAAGAGAGUGGGAUGACCUCGUACAUGCCUUUUCCUGUGCUGUGUUCAUGAGGCCUUUAAAAUGGUACUGGGAAAAUAAUACUCAAGUUGGCUUU
Messenger RNA from Octodon degus (degu), 6505 nucleotides. RefSeq names its product multiple PDZ domain crumbs cell polarity complex component (gene Mpdz). The record is from RefSeq and is a predicted model, not a curated record. Gene Ontology annotation, molecular function: protein binding. Lineage: Eukaryota; Metazoa; Chordata; Mammalia; Rodentia; Octodontidae. The transcript has 47 exons. Bases 143 to 6358 code for a protein of 2071 amino acids.